AUGACCUCUAUAAACCAUCCUAAUAACUUGUGCCUUGUCACCCUUCCCUUCCCCUCUUCCACCUCCUGCCACUGCCCUGACCAUGUGCCGCCUAGGGAGCUUGACAAGAAAUUUGACAAAAUUCAAAACCUUAAAAACACCUCAAAUAACAACCCUACUAACAUCCUUAAUAACCUCUGCACUGGCCUCGAGACAUUCCUCGGCUUCGACUCUACUUCCAAAGGCUACACUGGCAAAGGCAUUGUCUACUCUGACCUUGACAGACUGUGUGACGGGGUGAUGGGAUUUUUGAGUGGUGUGCUUGAAGGGGUGAAGGAUGACAAUAAUGUUCACCAUUAUGACACAAAUAAUAGAUCUAACGAUAUUCAUGCACUAAUAGGCACUAUAUAUACAUGUAUAGGUAAAGGCCAGAAGGGUCUCCAGACGGCGGUAGCCGAGGUGGUCAACUGGUACGGUACUUACCAAAAUAAUGUUGACAUGAAAACUAAUUAUGUUACUGAUAGACUCACUACAAUAUAUACAGAACACCUAACAAAUCCGCAGAAGGGCUUUAAAAAAGCUCUUGAAUCUUUAAAGAAUGCUAACAACACUACGGCCAAUGAAGUGUCAGCUGCACUGCAUAAGUGCAUUAAGCAGGCCAAAAAAUUAGAAUCAACAACACUCGAAAACACAAUACAAUCCGUGAAAGUUGUUGACCGCGACCUUAAGAAAAGACUCCAAGAGCAUUUCGACAAGGUUGAGAUGUUCGUCAGAGUGUUUGCUGCGUCUGCUCAGAACAAUGAUCUGCUUGACGUGUUGUCAAAGCUUGAUGAGGCGCUGAAACAGUUGCCAGGACACGUCGAAACGCAGAUUAAAACUCAGGGGCACAAUGCUGUGGAGGAGUUUAAGAGCACGAUGGAGGCACUGCAUGGAGAGAUCGCGACUAUGAAACGCGGGGAGUUUGAGGCAUUAAAAGUGUCUGUGGAGAAAGAUCUUUUUGAAGCUUUUGUGGAUGUGCGUAAGGGUAUAGAUAAACUGGAAGAGAAUUAUGGGAAAGUGAUUGUUCCAGGAGUGGAAGGGAUUUUGGGGCAGGCGCGGGAACUUAAGGAGACUAUUAUUGGAGAGAAAGAGAAGUUUGCGUUGCAGGUAAAAGCUUUAAGUGAACAAAUGGCGGCGCUUCAAAAUAUCUACAGAGACAUUACGGCAGAAGUGCCGAAAGAUUUUGAUGCUUAUAACAGCAGAGGCGGUGAUUGGGGUGUAAAUCAGAGUCAUGAGAUCGACGCAUUAAUACAGCAAAUUGAAACAAACGUUAAAACUCAUAUAAGGGAGAUGCUAGGAGAUAUUAGCAGUGAUGUAAAAAGCAUCCUAAAUGGCGAUGCAGAAGAUGAUAAUGAAGAGGAUGGUCUGGAGGGGAUGAAACGGAAGGUGCAUGGGUAUGUUCAGAAGUUUGACGAAAAUGGAUUUCAAAUUGUGGUGCAGAGUUGGAUAGAACAUACAUUGGAGAAUAAUGAGGUCGUCAAGAAAAAAAUUGCAAAAUGGAUUGGGACGUAUUCGAUGGAUUAUUUUAAGCCCGGGAUUAUAGAUACAAGCACUAAGGCUAUUUUGAAAGGACAAUGUAAUAAAAUUGCCAUUGCAAUCACGAAGAGGCUACAAAACCUAAUUGGCAACGCAUUUCAACCUGUGAAAAUAGUUGAUCAAGCUGACAUCGUGGGGAAUGUUAGUAAGGUCCACAGUUGUAUCAACACAUUUGCUGAAAGGCUUAAUGAGAGAAUUGAAACUGAGAAUUUUGAUGAUACGUCUAAUGCUUUCAUAUCCAGCAUAGCUGAAGCAAUCGAAUUCGAGGCGGUGAAUCCAUUGAGAGGGCCUCCUCUCAGAAGUCCCCUCACCGUUGCAAUCCAAUUCAUCUUGACCGGUCUUGUAUCUGCUGCGUCGAAAGCGGCAAAGGAACUCUACAAUUUUGCUCUACAGACGGGAAGUUCUAAGUUAAACUUUGCGACUAACGCGAAGAAUGCAUGGGUGAUGGCCACGGCACUUGACGAUGAUCUUGAAAAAGCAAUCAAAAAAGCUCAAGGCAUACAAGAAGAGGACCAUGGCAAUACGAUUUUAGCCCAGGUCACGGCGAUCAAGGAAAAAGCAACAUUUGGCGAAUUUAAUAAAAAGCUAGCCACUGUUCUUCACGAGGCAUGCAUCAAAGGUCUCGGUAAGGCUCAAUCAAAAGUCUCCUCCAUGGUGAGUGAGCGUUUUGAACCUAUAAGAAAAGUUUUCGCUGAGCUCCUCGAUGAGAGUGAGAGCACAAUAACGUCGUUAGGCGCAUUUAAGGGUAUGUCAAAAUUAAAAGGUGACGCUGAGCAACUUUGCGAGAAAAUUGCAAUGUUCUUGAGCGACACGGUCGGGAAAACCGAUCGCGACACCGAAGCAAAAAGCGGCACUCUAUACAGGGAACUAAACGAUCUACUGACACAUGUCAAGGAACUCGGCAGAAAGUUUAAUGACGUGAAAAAGAAAUGUAGAGCAGUUGAUGAGACAUUAACCCAGUGGACUUCGAAAGCUGCAGAACAACUUUCAUCAGCCAAACUAAAGGCCAACCACGCCAUUAACAAAGUAGCCAACGAAAUGAAAAAUAAGAUUACCGACGAUCUCCAUGCUGUGAUACAGAAAGUCCAGAAUGUAUACCAGCGCACAAUGGAAACUAAACUCGAGGAGUUAAAAAGCGAUGUAGACGCUCAAUUUGACAAAAUUAGAAUCGUCAUAAACGACGACCUGGAGAGCGGAGUAAAGGGUUUACUCCGAAAGCUCCAUACGAAUUGUGAACGAAUCGUCGCUAAUGAUGUAAGCGUCGAAGCAUUAUCAUCGGCAUUUCAGACCGUAAUCGGACCACUCAAGGACCACGUCGACAUUGAGGUCAAGCGGCUUAACAAGGAAAGCAACGACAAAAGCAAUCCUGUUAAACACCAUAACGCAAAAUAUGCUGACGAACUUAACCAAGUUUAUAGAGUACUAAGAGACUUGCUUAAUCACAUCACCACCAAAAAAGGCUAUGACUAUUUGUUUCCCCGCCUGCUCGAUGAGCUGAUGAAUGCUGUCAAUAGGCUCACGCCGCAGGAUUUUGCCGAUCCGAACACUGCCAUCCUAGAUGGCAUCCGUGUGGGCCUGGUUGGUUUUGUCAAUGAGAUGAGGAAGGUGUACAUCAACAUGUACGACGGUGCAACGCCGAUCGAUAAGUGGGAGACUGAAGAUCCGAAGAAGAAGAAAAAGGAGGCAAAUAAAGAUGCUGCGGAGAAUAUGAUUUUGACGAAAGACGGAAGGAACGGUGCAAGAAUAUGCGUGACCAUCAUGUACAUGAUAUACCAACAACUUCAUGAGCUAUAUUAUUUCGGAGGUAAGAAAUGGAAGGACCACAAAAUCCAGGGCGAAGCGGAUCGGAUAGAAUUAGAACGUCAUUUGCGCAGAGUGGGCUACGACGUCAGCAACCUGAUCACUAAAGACGGCACCGGCUGGAAUGUCGCCGUCAGACUUGCUAAAGGCUUCGUUAGGCAUAACGAAUUCAAUAAAUAUCCAACAGAGUUUAAGUCAUUAGACGCAUCAAUGGGCUUCGCCAAGAAUCAUGGAGGACUUCUAACGCAGAUUUUCGAACACUUAGAAACGUACAAUGCAGUCUCUCACAUGGUAUUGCAACCUAAACCUAGGUCACCGUGCAAUGCCUACGAGAUGUGCAUAUGGCUAACAGGGCUGCCAUACAGGCCUGUGUAUGACGCAAUGCUUCACGACGUGUUACCAUCACUGCUCGAAAAUCCGGACAAACAGGCGAAGGACGAUGACGGUCUGGAGAUCCCAUUGGUCGACUCUGGCAUCGAGCCAGUCACGGCAUAUCCACAUGACAUCACAUAUGAUGGCCUAGUCACAUCGCUACAUGAAAUGUGUUCAAAAUCAUAUGACGUUCUUGCGUGCAUAGUUGGAACUGGAGACGCUGCUACGUAUUAUGCGUGUCAAUAUUGCGACAACUCGUUCAAUCUACGCUACCCUUCCGAUCCAGCCUCGUGCCUUGACAUGUUGCUCGACAUUCUCCGCCGACUGUUACCAGCGCUCAGGUUCCUGUCCACCCAAUGUAGUCUCGAUGCUGAGCACGGUGGUUGGCAACAAUGCGAAUACGGUAAAGUUGUACCGUCAGGCAAAUCGCGAUGCAAGGACCAUUCGAGUGACGAAGCAACGUGCCAACCAAAGUGCAAAGCAAACACCAAAGCAAAUUGCCAACCAACAUCACCCCUUCAGUCCUACUUAAACGAUUGUUUACCCGGUCAUUUACCUCAUCAAUUAGCCGAUAUUGGAUGCAAGUCCAAAUGUACUACGUGCCCUGCUGGUAAACCAGGGAUGCCCUGCGUCACACCACUUGGAUUCAGGGCCUUUUCCGGUAGCACGAAAACUGGUAAAGCUAUAUGCGACAUACUUGAAGAUCUGUUAAAGAACAACGUAGCUUCAUUAUUGUCUUGCCUACUACCCAGACCACCAUCCACCUUGGCAGAACACUUCGGUUUUGCGCUGUCCGUUGUAAAGGGUUGGAAGCUUGGUGUCUCAGCAGAUAAGAAAGGGAUGCAAUCGCAUAUCGAAUCAUCAAUUGAUAAGGUGUCCAUUAGCCUGUACAGUAAACCUAACGAGCUUACAGAUGCACUAAGUAAGAUAUAUGGCAUAUCACAGAAACGCAAUGACCAUUCUCAUAGGGUUGCUGAGCCAGCGGAUCUGUCAACUCUAUCAAUGGAUCAGUCAUGUAUGCUUGCUAACGAAGACAACGUCCACUGCGGACCCUACCUGCAGAUCCUAUGCAGCGAUUCGUAUUGUUAUCUCGCUAAAAAGCAUUCCGACUUAUAUCUCUCAUGGGCCGUGGAUUUACCGUGGUCACUGUAUAGCUAUCUGAAAUCAUUGUUCGAUUCGUAUAGCAGUAUCUCUUGCCAAGAUUGGGGAUGCAGCAGAUGUGUCGACGGCAUUUCUUGUAGACCGGGCAAACACGGCGAUGGAUACAGCUGUCGGUGCCGAUCGCUGGUGAGAUGCCGUGGUGUGCUGAGCACUUUAUACAACUACGGCUUCACAUUUGGCGACGCCAAAAAAUUGCUAUCUGAUACUGAAAGAAGAUACUGCCGUAACCUUUACGCGCAAUUGCAAAACGUACUAAAAUCGCAACACUUCACCAAAUUAUUUGAGGAAUGUGACAACUUUAUUUGGACCAUCAGAGAACCGUUCACCUACUUGGUCCUCGCACUUUGGUCACUAUCCCUCUUCUACCUCAUCUGCGUCAUGGUUGGCAGACUGGAUGUGCUCCACAUACGCUCACACUUGCGAAUACCGUCAUCGCACAAGAUAACGGCGCAGUCAUUGUUGGCUGCAGCGCAAGUCGGAAGGCUUGCCAAGAUAUCGUAUCUACAACCAUAA
This is a messenger RNA of Babesia bigemina, 5400 nucleotides long. RefSeq lists its product as hypothetical. Bases 1 to 5400 code for a protein of 1799 amino acids. NCBI's taxonomy places the organism in Eukaryota, Apicomplexa, Aconoidasida, Piroplasmida, Babesiidae. The transcript has a single exon. The record is from RefSeq and is a predicted model, not a curated record.